Molecule: messenger RNA, 1475 nt
Organism: Chrysoperla carnea
Lineage: Eukaryota; Metazoa; Arthropoda; Insecta; Neuroptera; Chrysopidae
Product: putative ankyrin repeat protein RF_0381
Exons: 2
Coding region: 24-1475 (483 amino acids)
Molecular function (GO): protein binding
Source: RefSeq, a predicted model, not a curated record
UAAAAAUUUAUAUUUUUAGAAUAAUGGAUCGAAAUGUAUUUUACGAUUUAUUUUCAUCAAUAAAAAAAGUUGAUUUCGAAAACUUGAAUUUACUAUUAGAAAAAUUUAAUGUUGGUGAAAUUCAGUGUGACGAAAAUAGUAGUGUUUUAAAUUGUGCAAUUAAGGUCGGUAACAUAGAAAUCUUAAGAAUACUACUAAAGAAUGGUGGUAAUACAAACGAAGAAGAUAAGAAUAAUUUGCGACCAUUACACUUAGCAAUUAAAAACAAUAACAUUGAUAUAGUUAAGCUCCUUUUGGAGUAUAAUACCGAGGUUAAUGCUAAGAAUUCCUGUGAUGAAUAUCCGAUCCACAUUGCGGCACAAGGAAAUAACACAGAUAUUGUCAAAAUCUUAUUAGAUUAUGGUGCUAAUGUUAAUGUUGAAGAUAUUAGUAAAUUGCAACCGAUUCAUUAUGCUAUAGAAAAUGGAAAUGAAGUAAUCCUUCAAUUACUUUGUGAAAAUGGUGCGGAUAUAAAUGCAAGAACAAAUUGGGGGAAAUAUCCAAUACAUAUUGCGGCGCAGAAUAACGAAUUAAAUAUGGUCAGAACAUUAAUCAAACAUAAAGCUGAUGUUAAUGCUGUGGAUAAUUUUAGAGGACGUCCUAUACAUUAUGCAAUAAGAGGUAAUCAUACCGAUAUGUUACGAUUAUUAAUCGAACGAGGUGCAAAUGUAAAUGUUGAAAAUUACCGUGGAAGAACACCGUUACAUUUAGCAAUACUUACUGGUCAGAUAGACUCUGUUAAAAUUCUUAUUGAUAAUGGUGUAAACAUUAAUGCAAAAGAUCAUUUGAAAGUAUGUCCUAUUCACUUGGCAGUGGAACAUAAUCAAAUUAAACUUGUUGAGUUACUAAUUAAAAAUGGUGCGGACAUUCAUGUAAAAGAUCAGGCAGGAAAAGAACCAAUUCAUUUAGCUACACAUUCAUAUAAAAUGAAUGUUAUUAAACUGUUAAUCGACCAUGGUGCGAAUGUCAAUGCCAAAGAUAAUUAUGAUUCACGUCCUCUUCAUUAUGCAUCGCUUAAUAACCAAAAUAUAGACAUAAUUAAGUUAUUAAUUGAACAUGGUGCUGAUAUAAAUGUUAAAAAUAAUUCAAAUGAAUGUCCAUUAUUAUAUGCAAUAUAUGGUAAUAAUAUUGAUCUAAUUAAAUAUUUUAUUGUAAAUGGUGCUGAUAUCAAUUUAGAUAAUAUCAUAAUUCAUGAAUGCUUGAAUAAAGAUGCUUUUGACAUUGUAUUAUUAUUAGUUUAUGCUGGUUUACAUUUUAAUCAUAUAGAAAUACCAAUUGAUUCGAAUUUCAAUACGAAAUUACAACAAAUUACGUUUUUAAAAUCAAAUUCCUUGUCACUUCAGCAUUUAUGUCGAAUUACUUAUAAAAAUAUUUUUGGAGGGAGUACGUAUUGUAAACAUAUGAUGGAUAAAAGUAUCAGUUUAUUGAAAGAAUGA